This is a messenger RNA of Perkinsus marinus ATCC 50983, 603 nucleotides long. RefSeq lists its product as hypothetical. NCBI's taxonomy places the organism in Eukaryota, Perkinsozoa, Perkinsida, Perkinsidae. Bases 36 to 422 code for a protein of 128 amino acids. The transcript has a single exon. The record is from RefSeq and is a predicted model, not a curated record.
CAAGCCUGUCUCACGAGACUCAUUUGAGUAUCCUCAUGUGGAUCGCCAUCAUUAUCCUACUACUUGCUGCUAAGGCCGAGGCCCGUGCAUCUUGUGAGCCCCUCUCUGGGAUCUUCAAGAAGGUUGAAGGCCCUUCGAAGCUCACUGGCGAUUUCAACUUCACUUCAACCCAUUUCAAUAUGAGCUUGGCAUACAAUGGUACAACAUACUCUCUUGGAGAUAUCUCCUAUAAGACGAAGAGCCAAGAGAUUUCGGCUAGAUUAUGCUGGGUCCAUAUACCUAAUGAUGUGAUCAAUAGAAUACCAAAGACCGUGAUUGAUCAUGUUGGACUUCCACGGCUCUAUUGGAGCGAGGGAGAGUUGAUGUUACCCGUGCGGUUCGGGUCAAAUAGAUCUAUUGAUACAGCAUAUUUCAAGAAGUAGGCGGUACACUCAUCGUCCUUGCCUACAGGAGAUAUUGAAGUGAUGACAGUGGAAAAGCUUCUCUCGAUAUGAGGAGCACCGAGACUCGAUGACUGACGAUUGCGAUGAUUUAUUACCAGUCAAGACCAUCUACCUCGGCGACUACUUUUUCAAUCACCACCAGUCUUCACAUGGCUUCCGA